CAUUUUGUUCCUUUGCACGUUUCCACCUAAGAACCUUUUCGCUAUAAAGUCACUACUACAAUCAUACACCAACACAAGCUAUGCUUCAAGCAAAAACAACUGUAAUCCCAACAGAGACAUCAGAUGUCAAGGAUGUUGAAUCCGCAACAAGCAUCUUAGCUAGAAUAUGGCCUGAAUAUGACCCCCAUGGAUAUGGUAUCAUGGCUGAGAUGAUGGAAACAGUCCUGAGGCGGGUUGAGAAGGAGCAGGGUGCAUCGCUGCUAAGUCAGUCCAGCUGGGAGGAGUUAGGAGACUAUAUCGUGCGUGUUGAAGGCACCAUCGUCAGCCAAAGGGAUUUGAGUGAACUCCUCAGUCUUCUUCAGGGUGCACCACCUCCAACCACAGUGCCAUCCGUAGAAAUCCCUAUCGUUGGUGAGGAAUUUCACCAACUCACUUCUGUGUCUGGAUUGGAUAUACCUCAGAAUUAUACCAACAUUGGCCAAAGCGUCGAAAUUCGGGAUGGCGCCCACCAAAGAUACGGAAUGAUGUCUCCUUUCUCGGAAUCUGUAUCGGCACAAUCGACACAGCAAUCUCUACACCCACGUCAUCAUCCUUCAGUCCAUAUUCGGCCCAGAGGCAAUAGGCCGCCUAUCCGGAAGAUUUCACUAGGCGAAUCAACACAGUCUCGUCCACGGUUUUCAAGGUCAUCUCGUGGCUCUUCCUCAGGUGACGAGGAUUCGGAUAGAAGUGAGCAUCGUAUGUCGCCUUCCAGUCCUGGCUCACGAGGAUCGCGCUCUGAUGCCUCGACUUCGUCUUCCAGUCCUACGAUUGGCGAUUCGAAGGAAUGGCGAGCUAACUAUAACAAUAUGAGUAUCCGAGAGCAGAGUAGGACAGAGUAUGAGGGCUAUGGCCUCGAUGCAGAAUACGAUUCGCCUGCCAACAUAGAAUCAGACCAACAGAAAUUUUUGGCCCUUCAAAGAAAGCUCAAAGAGACUGAGCGUGAGCUUGAGUACCAGUCACGGGCCAACGAGCAGGCAAUGGCUGCUAGUAUGAACCAGCAAGAGAUAGAAGAGCUUCGACGUGAUGUAAUCGCAAAGCGGCGUGAGAUUGAGGAGUUUAAGAAGAAUGAUCAAUAUAAAUCAGCUCAAAUUGCAGAGCUGACGCAACAGAUUGAAAAGAGCGAGCUAUCAAGCUCGACACAAAAAAGUAAUGCUGUAGCCUGGAAGAAGCGUCAGGAUGAGCUUAUGGAGGAUAAUGCCCGCAUCCGAGAGUCAUUGAAGCAAACAGAGGAUGCCUUAAAACCACUAAUCACCCGUCUUGCUACUGCAGAAGCACUUGAGCGCCGGGUAGGUCCAUAUCUAAUAGUUUACAUGGCGGUAUUUAAGUUGGCUACUGCAAAACUGAUAUCAUGGAAGAUUGAACAACAAUAACUCACAACAAAAUCACAUAUGUUAUUGACUGUUGAACACCAAAAUUAGUACAAUGCCGAACAAAGAACAAAUGAGGAGUUAAGAGAGAGACUAGCGCAAGAAAUUGCUAUGAAUGAAGAAAUUAGGCAAAAAUUAGAACUGGCAACCAGAGAAACACUUCGGCUCACGGAGCUUAAUGGUGACUUGAAGAAUGAGGUCGAAACGUUGGCAGGAGGAGCCAACACUUCCAGUUUGUCUUUUAGUCAGAUUCCUGAG
This is a messenger RNA of Lobosporangium transversale, 1664 nucleotides long. RefSeq lists its product as hypothetical. NCBI's taxonomy places the organism in Eukaryota, Fungi, Mortierellomycota, Mortierellomycetes, Mortierellales, Mortierellaceae. The record is from RefSeq and is a predicted model, not a curated record. The transcript is spliced from 5 exons. Bases 81 to 1409 code for a protein of 442 amino acids.